AUGGCCUACGAAAAAUCAAUCGAUAUCUUUGAAAUCGCCAGGUCAAUGUUCAAGUACCCAUGGCUGGAAUAUCCAUACAGGACCAAAGAACUCAAAAAGGCCUCGGUACCUGUUUACCUCCCCUUGUCCUGCCACCAGACACCAAAGGAAGAGUUCCCCCCAAGUCCAGAGUGCUGGAGGCAGCACCCAGCCAAGCCAAACUCAGCACCAUACUGCUACUUUGACACGCCUGAGAUGUACACGCACUGGCACAUCCUGUAUGAUCAUCAACAGAAACGGGAGGCCCAGAAGACGUUGCAGAAAAUGAGCGCUCAACUUAAGUGUGAUUUACUGUUAUUCUCCAUACCUUCUGCACCUUCUAGGAAAGAGAAGGAAAGGAGAGACUCCCUUCCUGUGAAUGCCCUUACCUUGGGCUCUCACCAUCCUUCAGCCCUCAAUCCCAUAAUGGAGGACAGCGAGGAAAAGGGAUUGGAUUGGAUGAGCUCCUUUCAGUUUGAAGUUUUACAACUAUAUUUAUUCCUUUCCUCCUCUCCACUGGCUCCUUUGGAAGGGCAGGAACUCACAAAAAGCCUGAAAUCUCCCAGAGAAGAUGAGCAGUUCUAUGCAACACAGGCUCUGGGGUGCCUGGGCAUCAGUGAUGAGUCUGUCAUAGAGGCACUACUGCAGGUGGUCGAAACUGGUCCAGAGAGAGUGAAGUAUGAGGCUUAUAGAACCCUGGCCAUCCUGGGUUGCCUGAAUAAGGAUGUGAUCCAGGCUCUCAUCAAGCAGUUGAAGGAGCCAAAUGAGGAGCAAAGGAUGGAUACUCUGAGGGGACUACGAGUAGCUCUAAAUUCCUGGGCUGCUAUCCCCAAAGACAAGAGGACUCAAAUCGGGGAUGAAGGGAUGCUGGCAUCUGUGCUGCAGAUGCUGAUACAGAAGUCAAAGAAUGAAGCAGCCAUGGAGGCAGCCCUGUGUUUGGGUUUCCUGAGACCCUGCAACAACACAGCCCGAGACUUCUUGCUGCAGUGCCUAUGCCACGGGCUUAUGUCCCAGAGGAUGAAGAUACUUAGGAUGCUGGUCAAGAUGAUGCGUGUACACUCAGCCGAGGUCAUCAGGGCCGUCCUAGACCAGCUGUGCUAUUCUUGUGUCCUUGAGCACCGCUUUGAGGCGACCCAGAUGCUCAAGACCAUUGGGCUGGAACAGAUCCAGGCACAGGGACUGGAGGGACUCACAUUUGACCUACUCAGGAGGAAGAUAUUUAAUGAACCCUUCCUCGCUAUGAGGCAGGUUGUGGCUGAAAUUGUGGACGAGUUCAAGAUGAAGCCCAUGAUGAUGAACUUGGUGGAGGGGCAACUAAUGAACCCACAAGCUGCUUCACGCCGGGAAGCAGUCAUCUCUUUGGGUGUCCUGGGGAUCCGCAGCCCACAAGUGUUCCACUUGCUCCUGGACAUGCUAGACACAGAAAAAAGCCAGUCUAUAAAGAAGAGUCUACAAGAAACACUCACUAUUUUGGCCUCAAUUGAUCCCUGGAUCAAAAACAAGCUGAAAAACAAGGUUUUCUUUGUAUCUGAGUCACCUCUGACCAAGGAGAAGGAAGAGCCUACAAGGUUCAGAGAAGAGAAUGAGAACCUAGAAGAGUUAAAUAUCCAAGACUUUCGACUUGCACAGCUGAGCCCCUUGUUUGUUGCAAAGGCCAGUGCCUCAUCAGACCAACAGGAAAAGUUGAGGGCCCAGAAAAGGUCUCCCUGUUACCUCACCUCUGCCUUCCCUCCCUGUUUCCCUAAACCACUAAACCACAAGUCACAGGCCACAGGGCCUUGGACACCAGAAAUCAGGAAACAGCUUCAGAUCCUUUCCAAAACCUCCAAAUAGGUCAGUUCUUUGGGCCUAGCCCUCACUUCCUGAGGAUGCUUCUCAGGCUCCCCUGAGAAAAUGUCUAUACUUACCCUCGAUGAAUAAAUGAAUGUCACUUCUACCUAUGUUGUUCCUUUCAUCAGAGGCUUCACUGAAACACAGGUCUCCUCACUCUGGGUUGAAGGGACAUGGAGGACAGAACCAAAGCUAUUCUGGAUGACCGGCCUGCCUCCCUAAACCAAGCCCUUGUCUAUAACCAGAACUUAAUAACAAAGCUAGAGAACUGAGCUUCUGGCCCCAGUGGGGGGCGGGGGGAAGGACUGCUGAAGGAAAAAUAGGAGAAAAUCCUGUAAGCAUGAGUCUUGGACCA
Molecule: messenger RNA, 2203 nt
Organism: Myotis brandtii (Brandt's bat)
Lineage: Eukaryota; Metazoa; Chordata; Mammalia; Chiroptera; Vespertilionidae
Gene: HEATR9
Product: HEAT repeat containing 9
Exons: 14
Coding region: 1-1851 (616 amino acids)
Source: RefSeq, a predicted model, not a curated record